Messenger RNA from Orbicella faveolata, 2142 nucleotides. RefSeq names its product protein SPMIP7-like. The record is from RefSeq and is a predicted model, not a curated record. Lineage: Eukaryota; Metazoa; Cnidaria; Anthozoa; Scleractinia; Merulinidae.
GGAAAUCACCACUAAUCCCGCAAGGCUGAGCCCGCGAUAUCACCUUCCUUAGCAACCGCAUGUUGACGACCAGCGAUCGCGUUCCAGAACAGUAUCAUUACAAAUUACGAUUCUUCAUCAAUAUCAUAAACUUUCAGUGAUAUUCUUUACAACAAUCAACUGGUAGAUAUGUAUCACAAGGGCUAAAGAGACUUGUUUGCUUUUGACAAGAUGGCAACGGCUGUUAACGCAUCCCUUCCAAAACCGCCAUUCGGCACAUUUCGUCUUCACCUAUCCGAAGACCCCAUCGCUUUGGAACAACGAUUUCGUCGCCAGCAAGCAUCUGGGAAGUUUCCGGCCACGUUCACCACUUACGACAUACCGUCGUUUCAAGAAAAAGAUGAAGCGUUCUUUCGUAGAUUUGCCGAAAGGGGAGAACGCCGAGCGGAGGCUCCGAGGCGAAGCGACACUCCGGUCGUAGACCCAACAAGUGGUUUCACCUCGGUCGGCGCUGAUGCCGAAGACGGAAAUUACAAACAAAUAGAACCUCUUGUGAACAAAGAUCAUCGUCCACAGUCAGCUAUACCGUAUGGUAGACCAAUUGUUUCACCCAUUCCGGACUUAAGGGCUCAAAACGCGCCAUGGGAGACAAAAAAUAUAGAACUGGAGCAACUUUUGCAAAACCCAAGUCAAUUUCCUGGAUCCAAAGAAGCAAAGGAACUUUCACAAAAGGUUCCAACCAGUGAACUGCUGAAGAACAAAGAAUGGAGAGAUGCAGUGGCAACUAGAGCAUUCUAUACAUCAGAAACACAAAAGUUAUACAGUGGAGUCGAUUGGAGCUCAAGAAUUCCACCCUCUGUGCCGCCACCAAGCACCACGGUUGAGCCUCAACCUGAUAUGGUGUCUUACAGAUUUGCUACCAAAAGAUAUGCUCCCAGGCCUGAACUUUGGCAGCAAAUGGGCAGUAGACCACAUAGCUGGGAUUUUGUUCAGUCACGGAAUGGAAAUCAUGUUCAUGGACCCAUUGAUUUCUGCAGUCCAAGCAAAAAGACAGGACACAUACCAGGAUACAGUGGGCAUGCUCCUGGCUUUGGAGAGAGAGACCACCCAAGAAAAACAUUUACUCCAAUUGCUGUUGUGCGGACUUCACAGCCUAGAUAUACAGACACGGCAAAGCGUGGUAAUAUUCCCGGAUACGCUGGCUGUGUGUUGUUCUCAGCUCAUCAUCCUAGCCACAGUAAAGAGCCACAGCCUAAAGCAUGUACAACUGCUAGAAUACACAGAGAACUCAAAGUGCCAACAAAAGUUCAGCUAUCCCCAUUCAGACAUAAAGGACCAAUGUCAAAGAUGGUGACCCUUACUCGCCCCUUUAAUCCAUUUAACAAAGUUUAGACACUUCACUUUGUGUGCACAUUCAAUGUUAUGAGCUGCAUGUACAUGUAGCUAGAGGCCUAUUGUGGCCUACUGCUGCAAGUUAAGUGGGAUUUCAGUAGAAAAGUCUAUUGUGUCUUAACAUGGUCACUCUGUGCUGCAAGAAGUGAGAUGGCUAUCGUGCAAAGCACUUCUUUUGGGUGUUUUUAGCAAUGAAUUUGUUUGGCAUUUUUUUAACUCAAAUGGGUAAAAAUUAAUAUUCAGCUUGUUAGUAACAUUCUAAAGACUUUCACGAAAAAAAGGCAUGCAGAUAUUUUCGUUGAGUUGUAAUUUUGCUUUUCUUUGUUAUUUUCAAUUGUUACUUUUGUUUUAUUACAGACUAGAAUUUUUCACAGACUAAAUUCAGAAUAACUUCUUCUUAGUCUCCUUUAUGCCCUUACAUAGUAUUAUUCUCAUCAGUCAUGUCACAGCAGUGGAGUGUUACAAGACGAUAUUCAUCGAGUUUUGCAGGUUAACUUUCAGUUAUUUUCCACUGAUACAUUGAUUUAUUGUGCUGACAAGUUGCAAACUGUAGAAAAGUAACACUUAUGUAUCUUCUCUUGCAUUCAUCCUUCAUCAUGCAACACCCUUUUUAAGUGAAUAUACUUUUCACGUGUGCUUGACAAGACUAAACCAUGGUUGCAAAGGAAACUAAAUAAAAAGUAAGAGUGUCUCAGGUGAAGUACUGUUUGUAAAUUUGAACUCUGUAAAUAGUGCAAACAGUGUUUACAAAAUAUUUAUUAAUUUAUUGUC